Eublepharis macularius is the source of this 909-nucleotide messenger RNA. RefSeq names its product iroquois-class homeodomain protein IRX-3-like. The record is from RefSeq and is a predicted model, not a curated record. Lineage: Eukaryota; Metazoa; Chordata; Lepidosauria; Squamata; Eublepharidae. Bases 1 to 909 code for a protein of 302 amino acids. Gene Ontology annotation, molecular function: RNA polymerase II cis-regulatory region sequence-specific DNA binding; DNA-binding transcription factor activity, RNA polymerase II-specific. Gene Ontology annotation, biological process: cell development; regulation of transcription by RNA polymerase II. Gene Ontology annotation, cellular component: nucleus. The transcript has 2 exons.
AUGGCAAAGAAAACAGUUUGCUCUGCGGGGUUAGAACUUUUGCCAGAAGUGCGGGGGCAGGAGGAGGGCCUGGGAGCAGAGCACCCGCACAGCUCCGCUGGCUGCCCCUGGAGAUCUGCCGCCCUGUUUGACCCGGAGGAGGAGGCUGCCCGCCUCCGCUGCCAGCUUCAGCGAAGCAUCCGACAAGCCCCGGCGGGCUCGGGUCCUCCUCUUCUGGCAGCGCGGCCGCGGCAGGACGGAGCCAGCGAAGGGCAGCCAGGCGCUGCGGGUGCACAGGUGGGGGGGGGGGGCGGCCCCAGCGGAGCUCCGGCUGGGAACUGCGGGGGGCCGGGCGGGGGCGGCAGGGCAAGCGCCAGGCACAGCCCCGAACUUGGGGCCGGGAUCCCGCGAGGGAGCGCCCUGGAAGCCGGCAGAAGCCUCGGGGGGGGGGCGGCCCUUUUCCUUGCGCAGGCGAGAGCGGAAAGGCGGCGCCCGGCCCGGCCCGCGCUGACGGCCGCUCUUUGUGCCCCGCAGGUCUCGGCGCCCGGCCCGCCGCUGCGCCCCUUGGCCCGGCCCGGCGGCCCCGAGGACGACCCGUGGCGGGCCAGGGCGGCGGCCCCGCGGGAGAGCGCGGCGGCGCUGAAGGCCUGGCUGGGCCGCCACCGGACGAACCCCUACCCGAGCAAGGGCGAGAAGCUGCUGCUGGGCCUGGCCAGCGGCAUGAGCCCGGCCCAGGUCUCCACCUGGUUCGCCAACGCCCGACGCCGCCUCAAGAAGGAGCCCCGCGCCGGCCCCGCCGCGCCCCAGGCCCGGGCCCAGCCCCAGGCCCCGCCCCAGGCCCCGCCGACGGCCCGCGAGGCCGAGAUCUGGCGCCCGGCUGAGCUGCCCGCCGGCGCCCGGGAGCAGGGCGGCACGGCGCUCCCGCCCUAG